GUUAAUUAGACUUCGAUAAAACUAUAGAAGUAUUUCGUGUCAUCCUCAAUUACCCUACAUGUGUACUGCUAAUAUUAGCAUGCUAAGUCGCUAAAAUAAGCAAAAUGAAUACAGUAAAGACAGAGAGACAGUAACUUCGUCCUGGGGAACGCCCAGGUCCAGUCCCUCUAUCCCAUAGUCUACUGCUCCGAUGGCUUCUGUGAACUCACCGGCUUCGCCCGUGGCGAGCUCAUGCAGAAGAGCUGCAUGUGCCACUUCCUGUAUGGCAGCGAGACCAGCGACCCCCUCACCUCGCAGAUGCAGAAAGCUCUGGAUGAACGUCGGGAGUUCAAGACUGAGAUCAUUCUCUACAAGAAGAGUGGCUCCAAGUUCUGGUGUCUAUUGGACAUUGUGCCCAUAAAGAACGAGAAGAGCGAGGUGGUUCUUUUUUUGGUCUCACACAAGGACAUCACAGAAAAUAAGGACCAGGACCAUGGCAAUGAAGAUGACACUGGUGAGAGAAAGCAUGAAAAAGAAAAUGAGGAAACCGGCCUGGAGAUCCGUCAGAUCAGCCGCCCUCCAAGCUUCAACACGGAGCGCCGCCGAAGUCGCGCCGUCCUCUACCAGCUGUCUGGACACCUACAGAAACAGGACAAAACUAAGAGCAAGCUGAAGAUCAACAAUAGUGUUCUUGGAGCCAAUGAGAACCCGGUCCCAGAGUACAAGGUGGCGGACAUCCAGAGGUCCCGCUCCAUCCUCCUUCACUACGGUGCGUUCAAGGCCGGCUGGGACUGGCUCAUCUUGUUGGCCACCUUCUACGUCGCCGUCACCGUUCCCUAUAACGUCUGCUUCACUGCGGUGGAGAUACGAGAGGACGGCGCGUCGGCAGCACGUAACCCCCCGAGUGUCAGCGAUAUCUUGGUGGAGAUACUUUUUAUCAUCGAUAUCGUGCUGAACUUCCGCACCACCUUCGUCAGCACGUCUGGUCAGGUCGUGUACGACUCCCGCUGCAUCUGCAUCCACUACGUCACCUCCUGGCUGUUUGUGGACCUGAUCGCCGCCUUGCCCUUUGACCUGCUCUACGCCUUCAAUAUCAGUGUGAACUUCGGCGUUCACCUGCUGAAGACGGUGCGCCUCCUCCGCCUCUUGCGCCUCCUACAGAAGCUGGAUCGUUACUCCCAGUACAGCGCCGUGGUCCUCACCCUGCUCAUGUCCACGUUCGCCCUGCUGGGCCACUGGAUGGCCUGCGUCUGGUACUUCAUCGGACGCAGUGAGAUCGAGAGCAACAGCCCCGCCUCCUGGGACAUAGGCUGGCUCCAUGAACUUGCCAAACGCUUGGGAACGCCAUACUUCCUGGCACCGCUGACCUCCCUGUUGGGAGUCUCUGAUACUCCCCAAGGCGCCGUGACGGCAGCGCUGACCAAUUACAGCCAGUGGAACGUCUCGGGCUCGGAGCCGCUGAAUGGGGCGGGCUUGCUGGGGUCGGGCCAAUGGAACGGCAGCAGAACCAGAGCGAGGACGCCCAGCGGCUCGGGGACGACACUCAGCGGGGGUCCAUCUGUCAGGAGCUCCUAUGUGACGUCACUGUACUUCGCUCUGAGCAGUCUGACCAGUGUGGGCUUCGGCAACGUUUCAGCCAACACAGACUCCGAGAAGAUCUUCUCCAUCUGCACCAUGCUGAUUGGAGCGUUAAUGCACGCCGUGGUGUUUGGUAAUGUGACCGCCAUCAUCCAGAGGAUGUACUCCCGCCGCUCCCUCUACCAGACACGCACGAAGGACCUGAAGGACUUCAUCCGGGUGCACCGGCUGCCCAAGACCCUCGAGCAACGCAUGAUGGAAUGUUUCCAGACGACCUGGUCUGUUAACAACGGUAUCGACGUCAGCGAGCUGCUGAAGGACUUCCCCGAUGAGCUGAGGGCCGACAUCGCCAUGCACCUGAAUAACGAGCUGCUGCAGCUGCCGCUCUUUGAGUCGGCCAGCAGGGGGUGUCUGCGCUCCCUCUCCCUCAUCAUCAAGACCUCCUUUUGCGCUCCAGGGGAGUUCCUCAUACGCCAGGGUGACGCCCUCCAGGCUAUCUACUUCGUGUGCUCUGGCUCCAUGGAAGUACUGAAGGACAACACUGUGCUCGCCAUUCUGGGUCGGGGCGACCUGAUUGGCUCCGACUGUCUGACCCAGGAGGAAGUGAUUAAGACCAACGCCUGCGUGAAGGCCUUGACCUACUGUGACCUGCAGUACAUCAGCCUGAAAGGCCUCCGCGAGGUGCUCUGCCUCUACCCUGACUACGCCCAGAAGUUCAUCACUGAGAUCCAGCAUGACCUGACGUACAACCUGCGGGAGGGACACAACACUGAGGCGGACUGCGAGAGCAACGGAGGGAUCCUGAAGAAGCUUCCAUCCAUCAAAGAGGACGAGGAGGGAUCAGAGAGCGAGCACUCCCCUCUCCCCAAGAUGCCUCCCCUGGGCAGGCUGGGCCGAGGCCUGCGCUCCCCCCUGCGCUCCCCUCUACGCUCCCCGCUGCUGCCGGCGAGAACCUUCAGACCGACGAGCGAUCCCCCCCGACCCACCAGCCUGCAGAUCCCCAUGGUGAACUUCAGCUGCCUGCAGCCGGAACUCAGCCCUCGGUAUGUGGACGGGAUCGAGACAGAAAACCAGAGGGGUUCAGCCCGGAAGUUCGAUUUUUCUCCCAGUGCAACUCAGAGUUUCCUGCCCAGCCCUGAUUCAGCUGCUUUAGGACUCCAUGAUGAGGCUGACACCAUGCAGACUAUUGCUAAGCUGAAACAUGAGAUGAGCGUCCUCUCCCGUCAGGUGACAGCUGUCAGUCAGGAGCUGCAGGAAAUGACGUGUCUUCUCAAACCGCUCUUCCGUAACCCCUCCGCGCUGCUGCUGCCCAGCACUGUGACUCCGCCUCCCAGCGUGUCAUUACACGGCUGCUCCUCAGCCCCACCCGUUCUGAUCCAACGUGCACCUGUGGACUGUUCGGACAAUCCUCUAACCGAACCUCAGCCGAGCAUGACGACAGUGUUACAAGGAGAGUUUGAUCCGCUUCAGUGUGCACCCAUCACCUCCCAUAAUCCUCCAGUUCCUCAUCAUUGCUCAGCUCCCCCGUCUCUCAACAGCUCUCCCCACGAGCACACAGUGGUGCCACAUCCCUGCUCCUCCAACCCCUCUCUUUCUUCAUCCAUCACUCCCCUUUUGGUGGACUUAUCAGGUCCUGAUAGUGAGCAGCAUCAAUCACACCUCCUGUCCCAGCCCGAGUCCCAGCUCAUAUCCCGCUUCUAUCCCCAUUCCCUCUCCCAGCCUCCGCUCCAGCCCUCCAGCAUGACCUCACACCCCCGGGACGCCCUCCUGCAGGAGGCGGAGUGGGGCGAGCACACCGCCCAGCUCAGCUUCAUCAAUGAAGCUCAGCCCUCGGUGUGACACACAGGACCGACGGACAGGACCGACCAGCAUGCUGCACACAACUUACUGCAUGACAAACAUUUGUCCAAAGUUUGGCAUGUGAGUUAAGAUGUAAAUACAUCGAUUUACAACUGUUCCAUGAGCACCAGCUGUACGCAGAUGUGAUAAUAAAAUAGUUUGUUUUACAGUU
Cottoperca gobio is the source of this 3568-nucleotide messenger RNA. Its product is annotated as potassium voltage-gated channel subfamily H member 8-like. The transcript has 15 exons. Gene Ontology annotation, molecular function: voltage-gated potassium channel activity. Gene Ontology annotation, biological process: regulation of membrane potential; potassium ion transmembrane transport. NCBI's taxonomy places the organism in Eukaryota, Metazoa, Chordata, Actinopteri, Perciformes, Bovichtidae. Gene Ontology annotation, cellular component: plasma membrane. The record is from RefSeq and is a predicted model, not a curated record. Bases 232 to 3396 code for a protein of 1054 amino acids.